Quercus robur (English oak) is the source of this 1661-nucleotide messenger RNA. Its product is annotated as EID1-like F-box protein 2. NCBI's taxonomy places the organism in Eukaryota, Viridiplantae, Streptophyta, Magnoliopsida, Fagales, Fagaceae. The coding region runs from base 372 to 1121 and encodes 249 amino acids. The transcript is spliced from 4 exons. Gene Ontology annotation, molecular function: protein binding. The record is from RefSeq and is a predicted model, not a curated record.
CAAAGCUUCUUCUUUUUGUCUCUCUCUCUUCAUUCGGAGUCCCAUUUUCUGCAUUUUUGCUGUCCUUUUCAGUUCCGGUGCCGCUGUUGUGUUGUUACUGUUUUUAUCUUCUUCUUCUUCUGCCCCUAAAGAACCCCAAAUUCCAUGAUGCUUUUUCUUUCUUAUAUGUAAUUGUUUUAUUAUUUUUCCCAUUUUUUUUUAAUUUUUAAUUUUCUGUUUUAUUUCUUUAUGACUAUUAAACUCUGUGUUGAACUUUCAUUUGUGCAGCGUUGAGUUUGCUAGGCUUUCUGGAAGUAUAAGCUGAGGUUGCUUUUGGAAAUUUCAUAAUCGGUGGCCAUUGUGGAAUUUGAAGAAUUUAAAGGUGGCUGACAAUGAUUCUAACAAAGCAGUACCGUUGCAUACACUCAUCAAGCUGUCAAUGCACAAAAGGGCAUCUAAGUGAAGAUGUGAUAUUCCUAGUAUUCCAACGGUUGAACUGGAAUCCUAAGCUAAUUGCUGCUCUGUCCUGUGCAUGCAAGUGGUUUGAUGAUCUAGCUAAGAGAGUACUAUGGAAGGAGUUUUGCCGAACUAGAGCACCAAAGAUGAUGCUUGAUCUGCAAUCUAAUGGGAGUCACAGUGUAGAUGGGAACUGGAGAGCGCUUGGGAAGCUUCUUAUUUACUGUUCAGGAUGUAAGAAGGGUGGCCUUUUCAAUAGCAUUCAAAUUCCAGGCCAUUUUGUUCAUAGGACCCGGUUCUCUAGGACAUCAGGGAAGAGUUUCCUUUUGCCACAAUGCAGAACAGAUGUUUUGUAUGUGUCUGAUCCUUGUGAACAUCUUGAUCAAGGGGAGGAAGGCGAUGUGGGAUUCUUUCGCGGAGUUUUCAAGUCGUUCUCAAUGUCGAAGGUCCGGAAGAUGCUAAUUAAAAGGGAAGCCCGGCUUCAUCCAACAGAGGUGUGCCCUUACUGUAAGGCAAAGUUGUGGAACAUGCUGCAAGCUAAGAUGAUACCUCAAAGUGCCAGCUGUAGAUUGGGUUCAUAUGAGGAUUGCAUUGAGUAUUAUGUGUGUCUAAAUGGACAUAUGCUUGGGAUCUGCACUCUCUUACCUUUGUCUGAUUCGGAAGAGGCAUCUGAGUUGGAGAGAUAGUUGGAAUGAAAUUCAGGUGUGUGUUCUUCAUGUACGCUGGUCAAUGGCAUGGCUAUCAACUAUAAGUUGUGAGACAAAGAACAACAGCUCGUUAACAUCUCACUGAUUUGAAAUUUUGGUGUUCGCAUAAAGCAUCUUCUGAAGCCCUACUGUGAUACUCAUACCUAACGUCACCUGGGACUCUGCAAUAGGAGGUGUUAUUACUCUAAGAUGCAGCACCUUCAAUGGACAAAUAUUGCCUUGAUAUUGAAAGUUAAUCCUAGCUUAUGGUGAUGUCUGUUAUAGCCUAUGUAGAAGACUCUCUCUUUUUAAAUUUACUUAAAUGACUAGACUUUCAUACCUAAAAGGAUCCAUGCAGCCAACUCCAAUUACUUUAGAUUAAGGAUUAGUUGAGUUGCAUACUAAACUUUCAUAUACCUUAACUCAGUGUUUAUCUAAAUGUGUUAUUAUGCGGUAACAUCUUUGAGGUAGUUUAUGUACUUUCUUCCGCAAAGAAAUUGUUUGUUAUAAUUCUAACGAGACAUAUCCUUUCCUUGUGCA